AUGUCUCGAAGGAAGAUUUCGUCGGAGUCCUUCAGCUCCCUGGGUUCCGACUACCUGGAGACGAGCCCCGAGGAGGAGGGGGAGUGCCCCUUGUCUAGGCUCUGCUGGAACGGCAGCCGGAGCCCGCCCGGGCCGCCCGAGCCCAGCGCGGCGGCCGCCGCCACCCCGACCCCGGCAGCCGCCGCCGCUACCGCCGCCACGGCUGGGGCCAGAAGAGCGCAGCGCCGGAGGCGGGUCAACCUGGACUCUCUGGGCGAGAGCAUCAGCCGCCUGACGGCGCCCUCGACCCAGAUGAUACAGCAAACUCUAAAGAGGACAUUGCAGUAUUAUGAGCACCAAUUUACUGGUUAUAGGGAUGUAGAAAAGAAUUUCUACAAUAUUUCUAACAGAUGCUCCUAUGCAGACCAUUCCAACAAAGAAGACAUUGAAGAUGUCUCAGGAAUUCUUCAGUGUACUGCUAACGUACUCGGUUUGAAGUUUGAGGAAAUUCAAGAAAGAUUUGGUGAGGAGUUCUUUAAUAUAUGCUUUGAUGAGAAUGAGAGAGUCCUUCGAGCUGUAGGUGGCACGUUGCAGGACUUUUUUAAUGGCUUUGAUGCAUUGUUGGAACACAUUAGAACUUCUUUUGGAAAACAGGCCACUCUGGAGUCACCAUCAUUCCUAUGCAAAGAGCUCCCUGAAGGUAAUCUUAUGCUCCACUACUUCCACCCUCACCACAUUGUGGGGUUUGCAAUGCUUGGAAUGAUUAAGGCUGCAGGAAAGAAAAUCUAUCAGCUGGAUGUAGAAGUGGACCAGGUUGCAAAUGAGAAACUGUGCUCUGAUGGUUCAAACCCAGGCAAUUGUAAUGGUCUUACUUUCCUUAUCAAACAAUGUGAAAAUACUCAUAUCACGAAGAACCUUCCACAGGGAACCUCCCAAGUUCCUGCGGACCUCAGAAUUAGCAUCAACACCUUCUGCAGAGCCUUCCCUUUCCAUUUGAUGUUUGACCCCCACAUGACAGUCCUUCAACUGGGGGAAGGCCUAAGGAAGCAGCUCCGAUGUGACACUCACAAAGUGCUCAGAUUUGAGGACUGCUUCGAGAUUGUUUCUCCAAAGGUUAAUGCCACCUUUGAAAGGGUUCUGCUGCGACUGUCCACGCCAUUUGUGAUUAGGACCAAGCCUGAGGCUUCUGGAACUGAGAAUAAAGACAAGGUGAUGGAAGUUAAAGGACAAAUGAUCCAUGUCUCAGAAUCAAAUUCUAUUUUAUUCUUGGGUUCUCCAUGUGUGGACAAGUUGGAUGAACUCAUGGGACGAGGGCUGCAUCUCUCAGACAUCCCUAUCCAUGAUGCUACCCGAGAUGUAAUUUUGGUUGGUGAGCAGGCAAAGGCCCAAGAUGGCUUGAAGAAGAGGAUGGAUAAAUUAAAAGCAACUUUAGAAAGAACUCACCAGGCCCUGGAGGAAGAGAAAAAAAAAACAGUGGAUCUUCUAUAUUCUAUUUUCCCUGGUGAUGUAGCCCAGCAAUUGUGGCAAGGGCAGCAAGUGCAAGCCAGAAAGUUUGAUGAUGUCACCAUGCUCUUUUCAGACAUUGUUGGCUUCACAGCCAUAUGUGCCCAGUGUACCCCCAUGCAAGUAAUCAGCAUGCUGAAUGAACUGUACACAAGAUUUGACCACCAAUGUGGAUUUUUGGAUAUUUAUAAGGUGGAAACAAUAGGUGAUGCAUACUGUGUUGCUUCAGGGCUCCACAGAAAAAGCCUCUGCCAUGCUAAACCCAUUGCUCUGAUGGCCCUGAAGAUGAUGGAACUUUCUGAAGAGGUGCUGACACCUGAUGGAAGACCAAUUCAGAUGAGAAUAGGCAUUCACUCAGGCUCUGUGCUGGCUGGAGUUGUUGGGGUAAGAAUGCCACGAUAUUGCCUGUUUGGAAAUAAUGUCACUCUGGCAAGCAAAUUCGAAUCGGGAAGUCACCCUCGACGCAUCAAUGUCAGCCCAACCACUUACCAAUUAUUGAAACGAGAAGAAAGUUUCACAUUCAUUCCUCGGUCCCGUGAAGAGCUUCCAGACAACUUUCCAAAGGAAAUCUCUGGGAUCUGCUAUUUCCUGGAGGUAAGAACUGGUCCGAAGCAGCCAAAGCCUUCUCUUUCUUCAUCGAGAAUAAAAAAGGUUUCCUACAACAUUGGCACAAUGUUCCUCCGGGAGACAAGCCUCUGA
Physeter macrocephalus (sperm whale) is the source of this 2181-nucleotide messenger RNA. RefSeq names its product guanylate cyclase 1 soluble subunit alpha 2 (gene GUCY1A2). The transcript is spliced from 8 exons. Lineage: Eukaryota; Metazoa; Chordata; Mammalia; Artiodactyla; Physeteridae. Gene Ontology annotation, cellular component: guanylate cyclase complex, soluble. Bases 1 to 2181 code for a protein of 726 amino acids. Gene Ontology annotation, biological process: response to oxygen levels; cGMP biosynthetic process. The record is from RefSeq and is a predicted model, not a curated record. Gene Ontology annotation, molecular function: guanylate cyclase activity; heme binding.